AUCAGGUAACCCUAGAAUUAUUAUUCAAGCAAAAUCAUAUACUUUUCACGAUUCGAUUUCGAUUUCAAUCAUAAAUAAAUCUGAACUCGUCUUAUCCGUUAUCAUAACGAAAAAAAAACAAAUAAAAAGUGGAAAACCAAAAUCAAUUUUAGGGUGCUUAUUAACAAAUUUGUGCUGAUUAACCAAGGAAUGGCUUUUAAUUCACGUAAACGUAUCGUAUCUUGGGAUGCAUUGGAUGUAUGUCCAACAAAGCGUCGUCGAUUGAGUUCAAAUUCUCAUGAUACCCGCAAUUCUGAAACGCCAAAAGCCACAUUAUGGGAUUUGCCUUACGCUGCUUGUUAUCGCUUUGCAAAAAACAGCAGCAGGAAACAGUCAAGUCCCUUCUCAAAGUUCAAAAUCACUCCUGACCAAAUAUACGAGGGUCUUAAUAAUACAAUCAAAACACUAAAGAAACCCAAGCAGUUUGCCGCAAUUCUAGGUCAAGCGGAACUGGAUUCGGAUAGGGGUCUUUUCACAUUCAAGCAGGUGCAGCUCAUUUGCGAGAAUAUGAUUAAAGAAUCGGAGAAUAAACUCUGUGAAUUGUACGAGGCCCUAUUGACCAGUAAUCUGACCGAGCAAUAUGAUAUUUUUGUCAAAUUCACACACGAUCAUAUUCAACGUUUCUCUGGGCCACCAUCCAGCUAUUUUACCUAAGAUUACAGGUGUAGCGCUAUGUUGGCUUAUUGCUUGUUUAUAUAUUUUAUAAGUCCGUUCAUUGCUUACUUUUUGAAAUAAAUACGGGUUCAAGAAAAACCAUAGUUA
Molecule: messenger RNA, 801 nt
Organism: Drosophila willistoni
Lineage: Eukaryota; Metazoa; Arthropoda; Insecta; Diptera; Drosophilidae
Product: akirin-like
Exons: 2
Coding region: 190-693 (167 amino acids)
Source: RefSeq, a predicted model, not a curated record